Molecule: messenger RNA, 4727 nt
Organism: Pimephales promelas (fathead minnow)
Lineage: Eukaryota; Metazoa; Chordata; Actinopteri; Cypriniformes; Leuciscidae
Gene: rasa4
Product: RAS p21 protein activator 4
Biological process (GO): negative regulation of Ras protein signal transduction; intracellular signal transduction; regulation of GTPase activity
Molecular function (GO): GTPase activator activity; phospholipid binding
Source: RefSeq, a predicted model, not a curated record
GGAGAAUUCAAUUUACCCGUCGCGUCGUCGCGCCACACCUCGUCUCCACCUGACGCGACACAACAAAAGUACAAUAUUCAACAAAGCCGCUUACUUUAAAAUCAGUUUCGAUUAUUCUAAAAGGAGCAUUGUAGUUUAGUCGCGUCGCGUCUGCCUAACCGUCUCUCUUCUAGUGUUUGUUCUAGUCAGUCAGUCACUCCUCCUCCACACAAACAACCCACAAAGAUUAAACCCGCCUGUGUGUAACGCGUGGAUUGUGUAGACGACCGCUGGACUGACCGGCGGUGCCGUUUCGCAGCACAGGCUUUACAUAUGAGAAGCUUUAUAGAUAGAAACGCUUAUUAUCAUUUCUGCAACGCUUAUUAUAAGCAUGCGUGUUGUUGAAGGAAUAAGAAGUGACGGCGCGCGAUAUAGUCACUGAAUGUCAGCAUGGCUAAACGAAGCACACUAUUCAUCAGGAUUGUGGAAGGAAAGAACCUGCCAAUCAAGGACAUAACUGGAAGCAGUGAUCCAUACUGCAUCGUGAAAAUUGAUAAUGAGGCGAUAAUUCGGACAGCAACAAUAUGGAAGACACUGUCUCCGUUUUGGGGCGAAGAAUACACUGUCCAUCUUUCUCCCUACUUUCGGACAGUGUCUUUUUAUGUGCUGGAUGAGGACUCACUCAGCCGAGAUGAUGUCAUUGGGAAGGUGUCAAUCAGUAGGGAGGUUCUCACUGCUAAACCUCAAGGUGUUGAUGGAUGGAUGAAUUUAACAGAGAUUGACCCUGAUGAGGAGGUGCAAGGGGAGAUUCACCUCCAGAUCUCUGUGCUGGGAGAUGGAGAUAUCCCGCGGAAACUGUGCUGCCAAGUCCUAGAGGCAAGAGAUCUUGCAAAAAAGGAUCGCAACGGGGCCUCUGAUCCUUUUGUUAGAGUGAGGUACAAUGGCAAAACCCAUGAGAGUGCGGUGGUUAAGAAGUCCUGUUACCCACGCUGGAACGAGAGUUUUGAGUUUGAGCUGGACGAGGCGCUGGCUGACAGCCUUUUGAGUGUGGAGGUGUGGGACUGGGAUCUGGUCAGCAGAAACGACUUCCUUGGAAAGGUCCUGUUCAACAUCAACAAGCUUCAGUCUGCCCAGCAAGAGGAGGGCUGGUUUCGCCUAGGGCCUGACAAAUCUAAACACAGUGAAUAUGAAGGAACUCUGGGUUCUCUGCGGCUUCAGCUACGGCUUCGAGACGAGGUUGUGUUGCCAUCCAGCCAUUACAAGCCACUCACAGAGCUACUCAGCCAGUCGGUCGGCUCUCAGCUCAACGGAAACUGGCCUGAUUUCAUCAUGCUGAUUGACGAGACCACUACAGCUGAGAGCAGACAGGAAGUGGCUAAUAAUCUGGUGAAGCUGUUUUUGGGUCAAGGGCUUGUCAAGGAGUUCUUGGAUGUUCUGUUCAAACUGGAGCUGGAUAAGACUACUGAACCCAACACACUCUUCCGCAGUAACUCAUUAGCAUCCAAGUCUAUGGAAUCAUUUUUGAAGGUGGCUGGGAUGCAGUAUCUGCACAGGCUUCUGGGCCCCAUAAUAAACCGAAUAUUUGAAGAAAAGAAAUAUGUGGAACUGGACCCCAGUAAAGUAGAACUGAAAGAGGCAGGGUGUGCAGGUUUGCACCGUCAGCAGACUGAGUCUGAUAUUAUUCAGCAGAGCUCCAGCCUCCUGCAGUCGUACCUGUCCGAGCUGCUCACCUCCAUCCUGCAGUCGGCCUCCUACUGCCCGCUGCUCAUCUGCCAGGCUUUCCAUCAACUCUACCUCAGAGUGCAGAGACGCUUCCCUGACCCAGAGUACCGGAAGGUGAAGUUCAUUGCUGUGACCAGCUUCCUGUGUCUGCGGUUCAUCUCACCUGCCAUCAUGUCUCCAAAAUUAUUCCACCUGCGUGAGAAACAUGCUGAUGCCCGUACGAGCCGUACACUCCUGCUACUUGCCAAAGCUGUGCAGACUAUUGGGAAUAUGGACACUCUCGCAUAUUGCUCUAAAGAGCCAUGGAUGGUCUGUUUGCAGCCAGCCAUACAGCAAGGCAUCACCCAGCUCAAAGACUUCAUCACAAAACUGGUCAACUGCCACGAGUCAGAGGAUCUUGAGCUUCAGACACGAAUGAGCUUACAGUGUGGCACUAUGGAGAAAGAAGGCUUCCUCUUACUCCACAGGACCAAGGACAAGUGUAUGCCCAUGACAUCACCCUUUAAGAAGUACUAUGUCACGCUCAGUAAAGACACUCUGUCCUACUCGCGGACGCAACACUCUAAGAAGAGCUCAUCUAUUUCGCUGCCAAAGAUCCGGGCGGUAGAGAAGGUGGAGGAGAAGUGCUUCGGUAAUGCCAACGUCAUGCAGAUUAUCUCAAGCGAAGACUCGGGCCAGCAGGAAACCCUGUACCUCGACUGCAAAAGUGUAAAUGAGUUGAAUCACUGGCUGUCAGCUUUGAGGAAAGCCUGCAGUCACAACACAAACACUAUGAGCUGCUAUCAUCCUGGCAUCUAUAAAGCAGACAGAUGGAGCUGCUGCCAUCAGAAGGAGAAAUCAGACCAAGGCUGUGAUAAAACCAGACAUGGAGUAACUCUGCAGGAGUGGUAUGAUCCUCUGGACCCAGACUUGGAGGCUCAGCUCAUCUAUCAACAUCUCAGUAGUGUCCAGGAUGCCAUGCGAGAUAAGUAUUUUAAGUUGAGAGAGCAGCAGGGAGUUCAGGAAGCAGAUUCAGUAAGAGACCAGAAGAAAGCAGAUGGACUAUCAAAUCUCUUCAGUAUUCUCCAAGACCUACAUGAUGCACAUGCGGCGGUGGAGGAAGAGGAAAGACUGAAGAAUAAAAACUUUUUCUUGGAAUUACAAACGUAAACAAAAGGACUUUUUGCUUUGCAUUCAUAAUUCACAGUGUCAUUCAGUCACUGAGCACAUCAACGCAGGAUUCAGAACAAGAAAUCUAAAAAAGAGCUGUAAGUUGGAUUAGUUCACGUGUUCUUGAACGUUUGAACCGAUUUUUGGUGCGUAAAUGGAUAUUUAGAGGGCUGUGAUCACAAUCCCUUUAUUAAGGAUAGUCGUGGUGUGUAUUUGGUAUUAAGGUAAGCUGAAUUUCAGCAUUGUUUUAACUUACUGCAAUGAUUCCAGUAGGUUGGCAACUUAACAACAGUGUCUUGUUGGCAUUUCUGCAGGUUUUAACAUGCAUUCAGACAUAGUAUAUUGGUUUUAACUUUGAUUUGAAUUUAAUCGUAUGCAUGUCAGCUCUUCCUUUGUACAAUUUUUUACAUUUAAAUCAGUUUUCUUAAUGUUUUUAGAUUUUAAAGAUGAUUUGAUUUUGAUAUUUUUUUUAAAAUAUAUAUAGAUCUUGGAUCUAAAUGCCAUACAACACUGCCAUUCCUGCUGUCUCAAUACCUUGUUCGUAUCAUGUGUCAUGUUUUGGAUGUAUUGAUGUUCUGUCUUUUUAUGAUAUGUACCCUAAACAAGUAUGCAUUGUGCAUUCCACAAAAACAGUGUAACACAAAAAUGUGGAAAAUGUUCACAGUGUUUUUUUUAUUAUGAAAAAAUAUCGAUAGUAGUGGUAAUUCCCCACUAGGUGGCAAUACAGUGUUACUCAUUCGAAUGCUGAAUUCGGACACAGUAUAGCAGUGCUUGUAAAUACAAGACUGUUGAAACUAGUUGUAGAAGAUUAUCAUGAACUUUUCUAUUGGAUGGUGUUUUAAAAAAAUCUUCUCCAGUCGUAUUUAAUUAUGUGCACUACACAAAUCUAGGCUCGCCAACACAAUGCAUAAUGUAAGUUCAAACUUUAAUUGUUUGAUUUAACUAUCAAGGAUGUAGUAAAUAAAUUCACAAUUCUCUGUUUUCAUGCACCGUCACCUUCAUAUUGCUUGAAACCUGUAUGAUCUCUUGUCUUUUUUGCCAGUUGCAUUAAGAAAUAUAACUGUGUUAAUAAAUAAUCUUGCACAUUCUGCAAAAUACCUCUUUUGUGUUCCAUGGAAGUAAGUGUUUAUGGCUUUGGAUAGUCCUUGUUUAGGAAAUACAACUGGAAUUGUUUUUAUACGGUAUAUGAAAAAUGAUUUAAUAUAAUCACUGAGCAUGCAAUCAAGUCCAGGGACAGUAUACUGUCAAUUAUGAAUUGAGUAUAUUUGGAUCACAUUAUUAUUAUUAUUUGUAUUUAUUAAUUCAAUUGUGCGUUCAUAUUAUUCAUUUCUUAUUAGUUUGAGACUUGCAUUUACAGCUUGAGUCAGUUAAAGUGGUGCCUUAUGUUUACAAGAAAGAAUGUGCUUCCUGUUUCCCUUCAGUAGUCGUUUGAAACAUGACCAGCGCUCUGUUAUUUUCUCUUUCUUUCUCCACCUCUCUCAGUCUGUUUUCCUCUCCCUGUGUUUUCUUUUGAUGGAAACACAUUAUUGUGUUCCACUCCCUUCUGUACUAUUAAAGACAGGCACUAUUAUUUCACAUGCUAAAGAGGAGAGUCUGGUUGGAGGAAUUUAUUUAGGUAGUAGCUCUGUGUUGAUGCUUAUUUUGAAAUAGGAAUAGCAUGCAAGAAUUUUUGAUUAUGAGGAAUUUAAUAACUGACCAGCUAAAAUGGAGUUGGUUAUACAGUAAUAUUGCUGGAUCUUCAUCUUGUUCUACUUUUCUGACCUUUUCCUCAACUAUAUUUUAAAGCCAUUUAAGCCUGUUUUAUUUUCCUCGUGAUCAAGAACAUGUUUGUGGAAAUGUUCAUGCAGCAAUCAAUAAAAACGGCAUGACAAUUAAAA